UUCUCUCACUUUCAUCUCCUUCCUCACUCCAAAACAGACUGUCUGUCUGUGUCUGUCUGUCUUCUUCUUCUGUUGCUUCACUCUCUCUCCCUCUCUCUCUUGCGGGCAUGAAAAUUGGGGAUUAGGGUUUUGAUCAAAUUCUCGAUUCUUUCACCCCAAUGGCUGCUUGUUCUCUACCUCUACUGGAACUGACCUUUCUCUCACCACAAACCACUCCUAAACGCCGCCUUUCUACCUCUGGAGUUUCUCUCUCUAGAUUCUCUCUUAUUGGAUACCCUAGAGGCGGUGUUCGAUCCCGAAUCAGAGCGACUAAAGGGGAUGGCCUUGUAGUUGAAGAGACGAUCAACAAAGUCAAUGGUGUCGAGUUGGGUGGUAAUGGCGCUGCUGCUAGUACUAGUGGUAGCGAUUACGGGUCCAAUGGCUCGGUCAACAGCUACUCCAAUGGCAGUGCUAGUGGGGCGAGUAACGGGAGCUUGGUGAAGUUCGUGAAUGGCAAUGGAGUGGCAGCGGAAGUGGUGGAAGGAUUUCAAGUGUUGGAGACGAAGGAGGAAGGAAGGAGGAAGAAUAUUGAGGAAAUUGGAAAGGAAGAUGCGUGGUUUAAGCAAAGCGGGCUACCAAAAGUCGAGGUCUCUGUUGCACCUGGUGGCCGUUGGAGUAGAUUUAAAACUUACUCGACAAUCCAGAGGACCUUGGAAAUAUGGGGAUUUGUUCUAAAAUUCAUUAUAAAGGCUUGGUUAGACAAUCAAAAAUUUACUUAUCGAGGGGGAAUGACAGAGGAGAAGAAAACCUUGAGGCGUAAGGCACUUGCCAAGUGGCUUAAGGAGAAUAUUUUGAGAUUAGGUCCAACAUUCAUUAAAAUUGGCCAGCAGUUCUCCACAAGGGUAGACAUUCUUGCUCAAGAAUAUGUUGAUCAAUUGUCAGAACUUCAGGAUCAAGUUCCUCCUUUCCCUUCAGAUACAGCUAUUUCUAUUGUUGAAGAAGAGCUUGGUGCUCCUGUGGGAGAUAUCUUUGAUCGGUUUGAUUAUGAACCAAUAGCUGCUGCUAGUCUUGGUCAGGUUCACCGUGCAAGAUUGAAAGGACAGGAAGUUGUUGUUAAAGUACAGAGGCCUGGACUUAAGGAUCUUUUCAAUAUUGAUCUUAAGAACCUGAGGGUAAUUGCAGAAUAUCUUCAAAAAAUUGACCCGAAGUCAGAUGGUGCGAAGAGGGAUUGGGUUGCUAUCUAUGAUGAGUGUGCAAAUGUCUUAUAUGAGGAGAUUGAUUAUACCAAGGAAGCUGCUAAUGCUGAACUAUUUGCAAGUAACUUCAAAAACAUGGAUUAUGUCAAAGUCCCAAUGAUAAUAUGGGAAUACACUACACCACAGGUUCUGACAAUGGAGUAUGUCCCGGGGAUCAAGAUUAACAAGAUACAAGCUAUAGAUCAAUUGGGCCUUGAUCGGCAAAGGCUGGGCCGGUAUGCUGUUGAAUCGUACUUGGAACAAAUUCUGUCUCAUGGAUUUUUUCAUGCUGAUCCUCAUCCUGGAAAUAUUGCUGUGGAUGAUGUCAAUGGUGGAAGGUUGAUUUUUUAUGAUUUUGGAAUGAUGGGGAGUAUCAGCCCAAACAUUAGAGAAGGUUUGCUGGAAACAUUUUAUGGAGUUUAUGAAAAGGAUCCAGAUAAGGUCCUUCAGGCAAUGAUUCAGAUGGGUGUUCUUGUGCCUACUGGAGAUAUGACAGCUGUCAGACGAACAGCACUAUUUUUUCUUAACCAGUUUUGAGAGCGACUUGCUGCACAGAGAAAGGAGAAAGAAUUGGCGACAGCAGAGCUUGGGUUUAAAAAGCCAUUGAGCAAGGAGGAAAGGAUAAUGAAAAAGAAAGAAAGGCUGGCUGCUAUUGGGGAAGAUUUAUUAGCCAUUGCAGCAGAUCAACCCUUCAGAUUUCCUGCGACAUUCACAUUUGUUGUUAGAGCAUUUUCAGUAUUAGAUGGCAUUGGGAAGGGUCUUGAUCCUCGAUUUGACAUUACUGAGAUAGCCAAACCCUAUGCACUGGAAUUGCUAAAAUUUCGUGAAGCUGGAGUUGAAGUCAUUAUAAAGGACCUCAGAAAUAGAUGGGACAGGCAGUCUCGUGCGUUCUAUAACUUAUUUAGACAGGCUGACAGAGUUGAAAAGCUUGCUGAAAUUAUACAAAGAUUGGAGCAAGGUGAUCUGAAGCUUAGAGUUCGGGCUUUGGAAUCUGAGAGGGCAUUCCAGCGGGUUGCAACUGUCCAGAAGACUGUUGGAAAUGCAGUUGCUGCUGGAAGCCUAAUAAAUCUCGCAACAAUCUUGUAUAUUAAUUCCAUUCGAGUUCCUGCCAUUGUAGCAUAUGUCUUUUGUGCAUUUUUUGGUCUUCAGGUUCUCAUUGGCCUCAUAAAGGUGAAAAAGUUCGAUGAGCGGGAGAGAUUAAUAACAGGAACUGCUUAAACAAUUGUGGAGGGAAAUCCAGCUCAUGGUUUUACAAGUCAACUUUCUGAUCCUUGAAGAGAAUUAGGGUCGAUCUGGGGAAUGCAGACUAUAUCACGGUUCUUAUAGCAACAAAUAUGAUCCUGAACUUCCAUUUCACAGGUUUGUGAUGGUUUUUUUAGAAGCUGAGCACUGGGUCUUAUUCAACCAAAGUUUAAUAAGAGUUAGAUUUGUAACUCUAUUCGGUUAGGUUGGCUAUUGCGACUUUGUUUCAAGCAGUCCUAAAAUUACAUUCCUGAAUGUAGUUAUAUUGAAGAUGUGUCGUCAUUUUUCAGGACGAUGACUGUAUAAGGCAGCUUUCAGUCAUAACAUUGUAAUUUGUUUUGUAACUAUCUUAUAGCUAAGAGCCUGACAUGGCAUUCUGUGGUCUCCCAUCAAAAUUUGGGCUGCUGGGAUGUGCAUAAUUGUUGUAUAAUGUUGUAUCAGACAGAUUUUUGAAUUUUCGAGCUGAUAUGUAACUAUAUAUUUAACUA
Messenger RNA from Pyrus x bretschneideri (Chinese white pear), 2944 nucleotides. RefSeq names its product protein ACTIVITY OF BC1 COMPLEX KINASE 8, chloroplastic. NCBI's taxonomy places the organism in Eukaryota, Viridiplantae, Streptophyta, Magnoliopsida, Rosales, Rosaceae. The transcript has 21 exons. Gene Ontology annotation, biological process: regulation of response to reactive oxygen species. The record is from RefSeq and is a predicted model, not a curated record.